AUGGGGAUCGGGUUGGAGAUAGCUCAGGCUCUGGAGACCCGCGCGCUCUCCUAUGCGGCUGCACGUCCCAGCAGCUCCCGCGAGAAGCGUCAGGCCCUGAUUGGCUCUGGACAAACUCGCGUGUGCUUGCGGGGCGGGACUUCACGGAGUUGUCACUUCCCCGUGAGGCACUCCGUGUUUGUGUACACGGUUAUUCCACGUGUCUGCACCUGCAAAGAAAUCCAAGCCCUCUUUCACUCCCGGAAGAACCCAGCCGUCUCCAGCAGCUCCUCCUCGGUGCCGCACUUCAUCCUGAGGCCUGAGGACCAUGGCAACACCCUUGGAUGUCACUUGAACUUCUCCCUAGCCAACGUGACCAGAAGUAGCUUGGUCAAGCUCCAAGUGGUCUCACCUCCCGGGUUGUUCAAUUCCUCUUGUUCUUUGGAGAAGACAGUUCUGUGCAGCUGUUCCUUCCAUGGGAUCCCCACGCCCUCCGUGCAGUGGUGGAUGGGAGGUGUCCCUGUGGAUGUGAACAGCAUGGAUAACAUCCUCCGGGUGACUUCUUCCACACGUGUCCCCUGGGCCAAUAGCACCAUCAGCCUCAUCGGGGAGCCAGAAAUAGUCAUGAGACUUCGCUGUGAGGGGAAGAACCAAUAUGGAAUUCACACUUCCAGCUUCUUCCUGAUACCAAAUAAGAAAUCAGUUUCCAGUAUGUUCGUGAAAGGAUUAAUUCAGGGCAUUGUGUAUGGAGCCAUUGCAUUCUCAUUGCUCUUCUUCUGCCUCGUCCUCUUGUUGUGA
Molecule: messenger RNA, 777 nt
Organism: Mandrillus leucophaeus (drill)
Lineage: Eukaryota; Metazoa; Chordata; Mammalia; Primates; Cercopithecidae
Product: SIGLEC family-like protein 1
Exons: 6
Coding region: 1-777 (258 amino acids)
Biological process (GO): cell adhesion
Cellular component (GO): plasma membrane
Molecular function (GO): sialic acid binding
Source: RefSeq, a predicted model, not a curated record